Messenger RNA from Prunus armeniaca (apricot), 324 nucleotides. The record is from the annotation of a GenBank genome assembly. Lineage: Eukaryota; Viridiplantae; Streptophyta; Magnoliopsida; Rosales; Rosaceae.
AUGAGAGAGCGAAUAGAUUUGCUCCAAGACCGGGGAAUAGCCCGAGAAGGUAUUGAGGUAGCCUUGAAUAAUGGUGUUGUCGUAGGUCGUAGUGGCGGCAUGUGGUCCUUAUUGCAGCAAGGUGAGAGCUGUGAAGUCGUGGGGUUGUGCAUUGGCUGCGGUAGCUGCGUCUUGCGGCUGCUAUUGUCUUACACCAGCCGGAUGAAGCGGCAGAGCAACGGUAGCUCUACAACAGCUGUUGGUGACUGUGAAGCUCCAACUGUGCAGUUUGGUGGCUAUGCAGCGGCUGCUGGCAGGGCAGCUACGUUGCAUUGGCAGCCAUAG